This is a messenger RNA of Saprolegnia diclina VS20, 1255 nucleotides long. RefSeq lists its product as hypothetical. The coding region runs from base 176 to 1255 and encodes 359 amino acids. The transcript has 3 exons. The record is from RefSeq and is a predicted model, not a curated record. Lineage: Eukaryota; Oomycota; Saprolegniomycetes; Saprolegniales; Saprolegniaceae.
CACCUCGCCUUUCUGGGCGAGGCUGCCAAAUCUCUGGGAUCAUAGUGGUAACCAGGGAUCUGAUUGGUGGCUGUGGGCGAAUAAAUUGCUUCUGAUUGGUGGACAUUUGGCUGCUGGCAGCCGCCGGCGCACUUUGCCGAGCGUCCUACCUGUUACAACGAAUAGCGAGUAUCGAAUGCUAGAGGUUAUCGUGGCGAUCGCCCAUUUUCGGAUUUCGAUUGACAUGGACAGCUCCGCGACGCGCAUCCGCCCCGACCCAACUCACCGCAGUGCGACAGGCCACUGUCUCGGGUGCGGCUCGCGUACUCGGCACCACGACCACUGCCCGCACCAUCCAAAGCGCCGCGGCAGCUCGGCGGCGGACCAAGGCCAACAGCUCAUGCUCCCUCACUUGCCGAGACUCGAGCCUGCCGUCGUCGCUGCAGACGCGGGUCCAGGACCAGACGACUACAACUGCGAUGCGGUCCAUGAAGGAGACGAUGAAGGAGAUGAGCCCGUCGGCUUCAAUCGCUCCGAUCUCAAGGCGCACCUCGAUGAGCACUGGCGGCGCGUCUCGGCGACACUCCCGAGGAUGUAUGGCACUCGUGUGGCCCAGUCGGCGACCUUGGACAAGACCAAGUGGUCCAACGACUCUUUUAUGCUCCCCAACGCGCUGCUCAAGGCGGGCGACGCGACGAUGUUCGACUUCCUCUUCUCCAACAUGCAAGUCUUUGUCUUGUGCCCAUUCUUGUUUUACGGCGAAGCCAUGCGCGAGUUCGAGCUGACAUGCGUUGCCUGCGGGGAGCAAGGGUGCCAUCUCAAUGGUUGGAACAGCUCGUGGCAAGUCGUCGUUGGCUUGGAGAGCGUAGCGUUGGGCAAAGUCCGCUCGUUCAAGCAAGUCAUCGCGAUGGCGCUGAUCAACGACUUGGCCGUCGUGCAGUACAAGACCUUCACGUGGCCCGUCGACAAAUUUACCUUCAAGGACGCCGAGCACUUGAAGGCCUAUGGCACUAAAGCCGUACCGAAGGCGAUCCAGGCGGCGCACAAAGCGAAAAGUUGCGGCGGACGACGGAGCUCCAUCCUGACGCUGCGCCUUGCGCUCAAGCUCCUGCAGCGCCAGCUCCGACAGCACCAACUCCUGCAGCGCCAGCUCCAGCACCAACACCUCCGGCGCCAACAGCUCCAGCACCAACAGCUCCGGCACCAAGAGCUCCUGCACCAACAGCUUAUGCACCAACAGCUUCUGCACCAACAGCACAAAUGCGGGCAACCUUGA